This is a messenger RNA of Iphiclides podalirius (scarce swallowtail), 255 nucleotides long. The record is from the annotation of a GenBank genome assembly. Lineage: Eukaryota; Metazoa; Arthropoda; Insecta; Lepidoptera; Papilionidae.
AUGCCGUGCGGCGGCCUGGCUCGCGGCUGGCAACUUUCACCGCGGCCCGCCUUACGUAAGGACGUUGCGCCAGAGCGGCCGCGCUUGCGCCCUGCGGAACCACUGACCCAGUGCCACAGAGGCACCGGCCACCCCACUACCCGACAUCCAUCCCAUAGAACGUUCUCAAACGUUGCGUUACGUUAUGACGCGCAAGUUGUGCGCGUACGAAACCCCAGUUCGCGGCUCGCAGGUAGGGCUGUGGGUUUCCUCGAG